UGAAAGACGUCAUCAAACCACUCUGAUUGAUUCAAUGACGCUUGGACCCCUGUUUGGAACAUCUCUAAAUUAUACUGGAAACUAAGCGAGACCUCCUCAUCGAGCAUGCCGGUUGGCAUUCCAGCACGAGCAGAUGUGUCCUGUUCAUCCAUUGUGAGGCGGAGAGUAAUCAUCUCUCGGGUGGAGGACCUGCUUCCUCUCUCCUGCUUCUCCCGCAGUGCGCAGUGGCACAUUGUGCGCGCUUUGCUGCGGGCGCAGCGCACGUUCUUCCUUCUUUCUGGAAAGGAUCGAUGUGUCGAUCGCAUCAGUGGCUCGUGUUGGUUUUUUUUUUUUUUUUUUUUUGGUGGACAGAACAGGAACAAAACGAAGGACGUCCAAAGCUGUGGCUAAAACUUUACGGCAGGAAGACACAACGGGAGGAAUCUCAAACAUCUCUGCGCAUGGAGUGCAAACCUCCAUCUUCAGGAUCCUUCUCCACAUGUACCCAACAUCUCGCAUAUUCACAAGAACCAACCUGAUAUAAAAAAAAAGAACGACAACAGUGUUUUGUACGUUUUGGAAUACGUUUGAAUAACCUUCCCUGUUCUGCGUCCAUCGCUGACCGUGAUGUCCAACCUUUCCCAGAGUGACCUACGGCGACUGUUUGCCAUGGACGCAGCAGAUCAAGUCAACGCCUCUCUGGCAGAAGAUUCACCACCUGGAGUGAAUUCCUCCAACUGCUGCCCGAACGCGAGCGCCGCAAAGGACCGCAUCUCCCAGCGGCUGGACGACAGCACGAAGCUGCUUGGAGUCCAGGUUAUUCUCAUCCUCGCUUACAGCGCCAUCAUAUUGUUCGGAGUCAUCGGAAACUCCCUGGUGAUUUAUGUGGUCUACAAGUUCAAGACCCUGAGGACCGUCACCAACUUCUUCAUCGUGAACCUGGCCGUGGCCGACCUGCUGGUGAACACGCUGUGUCUGCCCUUCACCCUCGUCUACACGCUGGACGGCGAGUGGAAGCUCGGCCGGGAGCUGUGCUUCGCGCUGCCCUUCGCCCAAGGCCUGGCGGUGCACGUGUCCACCGUCACCUUGAACGUCAUCGCCCUCGACCGCCACCGCACCAUCGUCCACCACACCAAGACCCAGAUGUCCAGAGAGACGUGCGCCGGCGUCGUCGUCGUCACGUGGGCCGUCAGCGGCCUGUUGGCCAGCCCGCUCGCCAUCUUCAGGGAGUACAAGACGGUGGACCUUUCGGCCGAGGAGUCGCUCCAGGUGUGCAUGGAGAAGUGGCCGAGCGGCGGCGUGAACGGAAGCGCCUACAGCAUAUCCGCGCUGGUCGUGCAGUACGGCCUGCCUCUGGCCAUCAACUGCUUCGUCUACACCCGCAUCUGGAACAAGCUGAAGAGUCACAUGACCUUCGGCGGUCGAGGGGACCGCCACCAGCGCAGGAGGAACACCACCAAGAUGCUGUGGACCAUGGUGGUGGUGUUUGCCGUCAGCUGGCUGCCCUUCCACGCCUUCCAGUUGGCGGUGGACAUCGACAGCGCCGUGUUGUACAGGAAGGACUUCAAGCUGCUGUUCACCGCGUUCCACGUGGUGGCGAUGUGCUCGACGUUCGUCAACCCCAUCCUGUACGGGUGGCUGAACAAGAACUUCAGGGCGGCCUUCCUCUCCGUGUGCAGCUGCGGCCGGCGGUUCAAGUCCAGGUCGGGAGACUCCAGGUGCAGAGAGACACGGAGAAAGGUGGACGGGUGUUACACGGAGAGCAGGUCGACCAACGUGUAGCGUCAGUCAACACGGUACUAAUAAAAUGAAAUGGGACUGAAAUAUUUAACACAAUUUUUUUUUAAAUGUAUAAACUGGAAAAUCCACCACAGUACUUUCACUUUGUUGAAUAAAAAAUCCCAUUUAAAUGAUUUCCCUUUUGAAGCCAGAGGGAGGGCCAAUAACCUGCUACCAUAUCACAGCAAUGUCAAAACCUCAUUUUCAUUGACCUCAAUGUCAUUUUCUAAGGUAUGUUGCACAUGUUUGCGGUAUACAUGUGUACAUCAGGUCCUUCUUCGCUAUUCACGUGUACCUCAGCUGACCUGACAAUCCUGGUGACACCAGUAGUGUCAUUUAAAGUCAAAACAGGUAGCUAACGUGAACUCUCCAUAACUAGGACAUUGAGUAAUAACUGGAGUUUUUGUAGAUAUGUGUAAAUAUCAACACGUAUGCCUUCAUCGCCGACGGAAAUGUUUCCCAAAUAAAAUCACAGAGCUGUUACAGGAGUCCAGAUUGGGGGCUCUUAACAGGGCUUUACACCAGCCAAGGUUCAGUCAGAGCGACCCGCCGCGUUUACCUGGGCGCCAAUCAGAGGUUGUGCGCUAUAUUAGUUGCCGUGUUCUAUGCGACAACGGCGCUUUUUCGAGCUCCCUGCAGAGCGGCGCCCAUAAACUAGAAGAAAAAUCACAGACGCAUCAGAAUUCACCAUUCCGAGGUGCGUCAGGGUUCACGCUGUGUAUUCUGCUGCAUGCAAAAUCCUGUAAAGAAAAAAAAAAAGAGUCUGGGCCGCAGAGGGACGCAGAUGAUUGUAUUAAGGGUGCAGCAGGAAGCCGGUGGAGGGUUUUUUACUAUUCACUUGAGGAGUUCCUCCCCCUCCCUACCUGUCUUUGUUUGCAGCCAGCAGCCUAAUUGUUCAGGCUUUGAAGAGCCCUUCCUACUGACGAGGCCCCCGCUGAUUCACUCCGUGCCUACGUGAGGACCCGAGGCCCUCGUGCGUUAGCUUCACGUGUCCAUUUAUAGUCGGAAACCCGCGUCUCAUUCAGCAGUUAAUCUAAUCGAUUUAACUGACCGAUGUCAUCGAUCGGCUGACUCCUCAGGAAGAGGAUACUUGCUAACGAGAGCGUUGAAAACUAUGAAAAGAAUCCGCAGAUGUUCCCGUCGAACGCGCCUGUCCUCACUGCUCAGGUCUGUCUCAUUCCGUCCACGUUCUCUCUGUGACCAGCGGCCCCAUUUUCAUUUCCAUUGGGAGAUUAUUGCAAUUGGAGAGGAUGGUGAAGCUGCGCGAUGAGGAUUCACUGAUUGAUGUGCUUCACGGCUUCAGUAGGGAUGUUGUCACCGUGCUUUGAGCUCAGCAGGAACACUUAAAUAUCAGCAGUAUUCAUUCAUUAUCCAGGAAGCCUGAAAAGUUUUGUGUGCUCGUCAUAGGAAGUUAGUUUGGGAGUUUUUCACUGAUGGACCAAUAAAAAAAAGAAAAAGGCGAUUAUAAAGCUGCAUUCAUUUUUAAAGCCUUCCGUUCUGUACUUUCCCCAGCAGACAUGGAACGAGGUUACAACUUAUCAACAUUAACUUUUUAGAAUCAUCAAGGUAAAUAUUCAUUGGCGUCAAGCUGUGGUUGAGCCAGCAGGUGUAAGCACCAGGGGCUUUUCAGCACUUGCUUAAUGGAAGCUGUAAGAGCCAUGCAUAAACGCUUUUAUAUUAUUUUAUUUGCCCUUUCAUUUUUUUAUUCCAUAGAAUAAAAUUAAAGUAAUAGCCUUUGGGCAAAAUGAGCUUUGAUCUUUGCUUUUUUUUUAAGAUGAAAGCUCCUGUAGUUCUUCUCGUUUGUAUUUUUUAGUGCCUUCUGUUGAAUAACUAGGUAGAAAAUCUGACCCAGUUGACAGAAAGAAGCUUACGCAGGAAAUAGAACCGAGCAUUUAGCACAGGCUGUUUGUGGGAGUGAUUUGAAAACUUCUUAUUAUUUGUAAUUUGCAUCAUUUUGUAUCGUUGGCCUUUUCGUGUCAAAUCUGAAAUUGUAUGUAACAGGUAAAAAAAAAAAAAGACGUCAAGAACAGACGUGUUUUCUGUCAUGCGACGCUCAAAGAGCUAAAUAUUAAACUGUGUACAUUA
Molecule: messenger RNA, 3843 nt
Organism: Gasterosteus aculeatus aculeatus (three-spined stickleback)
Lineage: Eukaryota; Metazoa; Chordata; Actinopteri; Perciformes; Gasterosteidae
Source: RefSeq, a predicted model, not a curated record